This is a messenger RNA of Cantharellus anzutake, 1029 nucleotides long. RefSeq lists its product as uncharacterized. The record is from RefSeq and is a predicted model, not a curated record. The transcript is spliced from 4 exons. Lineage: Eukaryota; Fungi; Basidiomycota; Agaricomycetes; Cantharellales; Hydnaceae. Bases 1 to 1029 code for a protein of 342 amino acids.
AUGCUCAGGUCUUUUCUUACCCUGUCUCUUCUAUCCUCCUUUUGGUUACCAUGCCAUGGGUAUUUCAGCCAGGGAUGGCAGCCGGGCCAACCAGUGACCAAGUUCUUGACCCCCAUCUCCACCACCACCGCGGAAAGCGCGUUGCCGACUGACCCAGGGACUGCGCCCGUGAAAUCUCAUAGCUGGAAGGAUUUCAAGUUGGGUCUGGAAGACAUGCUGACAUCUGGGCCCGUGUCAUCGGUGCUCAUGCGCUUCGGGUUCAACAUCUCUGAAAAACUAGCCCUCGCUCGAGAAGGCGUGCCCCCUCGAUUUGUGCAUGAGAUACCCCUAAUAACAGAUAGCAACUAUGAAGACAUGAUCCACAAUGAGGACUUUACGUCACUGGAGGAGGAAAAGAAUCGGGUAUGGGCUAUUCUUGUUUCUGUGGGUAGCCAAGAUCCUGUCUCCCAUUUCUUCGACCAAACGUUCGAUGGUGCGCACAAUCUCACCGUUCAAGCCGGGGAUGCGGACAAUAUUCGUUGGGGGCGCGUCGAUUACUUGGACGUCACUGACAUUACAACUCGAUGGGUCAUUUGGAGGGCACCGGUCCUAGUCAUUGCGACCGACCGCGGUUUGACGCUCCGAUUCUUCAAGAUCGGAGCACUUUCGCGGAUGAAAAGUCCAGAAGAAAUGCGCCACUUUGUCAUCAGUCGUGAAUGGGAGCAAACUGCCUCCUGGUCAGGACCAUGGAGUCCCCGAGGAAGUCGUGCUGGGUUCCUUGCCAAAUACGCAAAGAUGUCUACCAUGAUUUACACCUACUUGAAUUCGAUCCCCCGUUGGCUGUUGCUCCUAGUGACCGCGACGACUGCAUCUGCUCUCAUCCAAUUCUUACAUGCUAAUGACGCCGAAGAAGCGAAAGCACGAAAGAAAAUUACUAAUGCGAAGGAAAAAGACCGGGAAAAACAAGAGGAGGAUCCCCAAAAUUCGAAAGGGAAGACUAGCGUGGUGAAGACCGACAACCCCCCGACGAAGAGGAAGGGGAGGAAGUAA